CUUGUCAAAAUACUAAUAAUUAAACUGGCAGGUCGAAAAGCAACUUCAGUUGCUGUUUAAGCGUUCAGCAUGCAGCUAUUAAGCUGUUCAUUGUUUUUCUUAGGCCUCAGCCAAGUCUUGGCUACAGAUUUGUGUAGUAUUUCAUCGUGCAAUGGCACACAGCACUUGGGCUGCAACAACAAUUUGAUCUUUCAUGGCAGUUGCUUGAAGAAGCGUGUGCUGGUCAAUAUGCAAGUCUAUGAGGACUAUCUGGUAAAGAUACACAACAAAUAUCGUGAUGAUGUAGCGUCCGGUGAUAUUCCAGGUCUAGCAAAAGCAACCAGAAUGCCAGAGAUGCUGUGGCAUUGGAAACUCGCGCUCUUGGCAGAAUAUCAUGUGAAGCGUUGUCUUCGUAAUCUAUCAAAGUACUGCGUGGCAUUGACAAAUUUCACAACUCCAGCUGUGAGUUAUGGUGUGAGCUGGCUGAAUGUGGAGAGAAUGCCCGACUACAAUCCCAAAAUCUACUCUGAGAAGAUUACCAUGCAAGUGGAUCAAUGGAUGGUUCAGGUCUAUAAGUUGGCACAUUUCUAUGGAUAUGGUGAAAAUUUGGUGGAGAUUGGAAAUAUACUCAACGAACGUAACUUCUUUUUGGGAUGUGCGGCAGGUGAGGAUUACGAUCGCAGGAACAGUCGCUUUGUGCUCAUCUGCUACUACGAUGAGCAAUACAACUCACAGAAUCCGCUCUACAAACCCGGUCCCUUUGAGGCAUCUCAAUGUCCUCGAGGUCGCAGUGACAACUAUGCACAUUUGUGCAAGCCUCAUAAGGAUGUCGAAGACUAAGGAAGUGCAGCGUAUUGCAAUUUAAUAAAACCGCAUAAAACAAA
Drosophila nasuta is the source of this 863-nucleotide messenger RNA. RefSeq lists its product as uncharacterized. Lineage: Eukaryota; Metazoa; Arthropoda; Insecta; Diptera; Drosophilidae. The coding region runs from base 70 to 819 and encodes 249 amino acids. The transcript is spliced from 2 exons. The record is from RefSeq and is a predicted model, not a curated record.